Molecule: messenger RNA, 1380 nt
Organism: Panicum hallii
Lineage: Eukaryota; Viridiplantae; Streptophyta; Magnoliopsida; Poales; Poaceae
Product: methylsterol monooxygenase 1-1-like
Exons: 6
Coding region: 150-1037 (295 amino acids)
Biological process (GO): sterol biosynthetic process
Molecular function (GO): iron ion binding; C-4 methylsterol oxidase activity
Source: RefSeq, a predicted model, not a curated record
AGCCCCGGACCCUGAGCUGCCAUGAGCUUCAUCUCCACGGCCACACGACCGGCCGAGAAGCGUAGCGAGAAGAGAAGCGCGCGGUAAGCAGCUUGCACGUACGGGUAGGUAGCUAGCUAGGUGGUGGCUAGCCUGAGGAUCGGACCACGAUGAUCCCCUACGCAACUGCGGCGGAGGCGGAGGCGGCGCUGGGGCGCGCCAUGACAUGGGCGGAGGCUGCAUGGUACCAGUACUCGGCGGCGAUGCCAGAUUCCUGGCUCCACUGCCACACUACAUUUAUCCUCUUCGUCAUCUACACGAUCACGCCGCUGCCCCUCGUGGUCCUCGAGCAGUUCGCUCCGUCCGUCGUGCUGCCGUACAAGCUGCAGCCCCGGGUACGGCUGCCGCUGGCGGCCUCCCUCCGCUGCUACAUGGAAGCGGCCUGCUUCUUUCCUCUCGCCGUCGGCUUCCAGCUCGUCUCCUAUCCUGUCGCUGUUAAGCAGAUACUGAGGACUCGAAUGGGACUGCCGUUGCCGUCGGUCAGGGAGGCAGUUGCGCAGCUGGUGGUUUACUCUCUCUUGGAGGACUACCUGAGCUACUGGAUCCACCGUCUUCUGCACACACAGUGGGGCUACGAAAAGAUCCACCGCGUCCACCAUGAGUUUACGGCUCCCACAGGCUUCGCCAUGUCAUACAGCCACUGGGCUGAGAACCUCCUCCUUUCCAUCCCCGCCCUGUCUGGCCCAGUCAUUGUGCCAUGCCACAUCACCACGCAAUGGCUCUGGUUCUCCAUCCGCCUAAUCGAGGGCAUCAACACGCACAGCGGCUACCACUUCCCAUUCAGCCCUUCCAAGUUGAUUCCCUUCUAUGGGGGCGCCGCCUACCAUGACUAUCAUCACUAUGCUGGAGGGCACAGUCAAAGCAACUUUGCUCCUCUUUUCACCUACUGUGAUUAUAUAUACAGGACAGACAAAAUAUUACCUUCUCACGAAGGAGUUGUUACAAUAUAUUUUCUUAGAAGUGGCUCAGCACAAGUAUUUAGGCUACAGAUACCAUAAGUUAAAGCAAGCGAAGCUGAAGAGCCUGGAAGAAAAUAAUGCGGAGAAGAAAGGAGGCACCACUGCAUUCGACAUCGGGAAGGACUGAGAUAUUUUUUUGCCUGAAUAUUGGGUAUAAAUAGUUUGUUACUAUUAUCACCGGUACUGUUCGGAUGGGAUAUCUACAAAUAAAUAAUCUCUAUUUACUGCAGAGGCUGUCGACUAAUGGACGAACAAAUGUACACUUGUAAUCUCUCUAGUGUUCUGUAUCAGGCAAUAAUAAACAUAUUGUGUAUAAUUUAUGUAUGUAAGAGAAUAUUGCAUCUACUUAUUCAAACUAAUAUCCGUGACCUAGCCAGGUCAA